Messenger RNA from Rodentolepis nana, 1464 nucleotides. The record is from the annotation of a GenBank genome assembly. NCBI's taxonomy places the organism in Eukaryota, Metazoa, Platyhelminthes, Cestoda, Cyclophyllidea, Hymenolepididae.
AUGUACGUUGUCGAAAUUGGCCUUGAGGAAACUUCUUCUGAAGAAAAGGAAAAUGAGUUCUGCCAUCAGCAGUUACUUCUUUUCUUAUACACCAUUUAUUCCAAUUUUUUACCAGCGAAAAAUAUGAUCGAAACUUUUAUUGGACCUCGUGAUGAAAAGAAUAUUCUUCAGUUAGCCCUAUCGCAAUCAAAAUUCGAAGCCGAUCCAUCUUCUGACAUUCUGAAUUUAAUAUGGAUUGAAGCGAGCAAACAGCGCUUAUUCGGAAUUCAAGAAAAUGAUAACUGCCUGGUCGAGGCUAUAGAACAGAUUCUAAAGUCGAAUAACAUCAUCGAUAGAGUUUAUCUAGUGAAAAGAAUCAAAGACGAGUAUUUUGAAAAUGCUGAAUUAAUUAAUGCUCUACAUUCUGCUGAAUAUAUUGUCGUUUCUAAUCAGCUAACCUGGUUUGAGCAUCUCGUCGUUUCACUUCUAAUUGAAAUAAAAGUGCCAAAUAUCCGUUUCACUAAAACGCCGGAUUUUAAACCCUUUUUAUCCCUUCAGCAAUGUUCUACCGUUCAUGAGCUCUUCGUUGAGCCGGAACCAAUUUCGCGUUCCUUACUAGCUUAUUUGGCUGUUGCAGUAAACGUAAAAAAUACUUUCGAUCUAGCUCUUAUUAUUAACAAACCCUUUCGUGGUUUCAACAGAUCUUUCUUCUCUACACUUCGUCGAAUCUCUAGCAACGCAUCAAUGCUACCUGGGCAGUUGGUUCUUUCCUACCCAGCCUGUAUGACUGCAUCAGCAGCUACUUCAACUCUGCGAAUCGAUGACGCAAAACUCUUGAAAACUUCCACCUCCGGUUUAGAGCACCUUGCAAAUACAAUUCGAACCUGUCAAGAUGCCCUUUCUGGUUUCCUUGACGAUGAUGCUUCUCUUGCUAGCAGUAGUCAGUUCGGAAGUAUGUCUACAGAAGCGGCUGCAGAUGCUGUGCGAGCUUGUUUCACUGUUACCCUGAGAGCUUUCACUCGACCCCCUAGACUUAAUAAGGAUCCUGAAAAAACCUGGUCAAUGAACGAUAUUAAAGCCGCUAAAAAGUCGUUGAACGAACGAUUGGAACAACUGUUAUCUUCUCCUUUAGUGAAAGGAUGUGAAAAUUUGAUUUCCUCUACCCCUAAUCGGCCUGUUUACGCCGGAGGUUCACUUCAAGGCCGUCCUGCCUACCGUCUGGCUCGUCUAUUCCUUGUGUACGAGGCGACACGUCAAGUUGCUCCACCCCGUAGACCUGAUACGUCCACUAUGACACCUCAAUGCACUCCAAUUGGUCACCGAACAUUUAAUGCCUUCUUUGAAUCGCCGGCUCCUCAAGACCGUACACCACAAGUCACCAAAGCGACGCCGACUAAUGCUUCGAAGACUCCAUCGAAGGCCGAAAAGACGCCUGAACAGGCAGUGAGUUCUAGCACCUUCAUGCUAUAUUCUCCUUGCUCCUAG